AUGACACAGCCAGCAUCAAAAAAAGUCGCACCAAGCCCCUUCGCCAGCAGAAAAGCAGCUAAAAGCACUUCAAAGAAGAAUCCUUUGGUCGAAUCCCACCCUAAGAACUUUGGAAUAGGUCAGGGAUUGCAGCCAAAGAGAAACGUUUCCAGAUACGUCAAAUGGCCUGAAUAUGUCAGAUUGCAAAGACAGAAGAAGGUGUUGUCUUUAAGAUUGAAAGUUCCUCCUUCGAUUGCACAGUUCUCGAAUGUUUUGGACAGAAACACUGCUGCCGAAACUUUCAAGCUUUUGAAUAACUACAGACCUGAAACCAAGGCUGAAAAGAAGGAGAGGUUGACCAAAGAGGCAGCAGCAAUUGCUGAAGGUAAGAAGAGAGAGGAUGUCUCAGAAAAGCCAUUUGUUGUCAAGUAUGGUUUGAACCACGUUGUUUCUCUUAUUGAAAACAAGAAGCCAAAGCUUGUCCUCAUUGCCAAUGAUGUUGAUCCAAUUGAAUUGGUCGUUUAUCUACCUGGCUUAUGCAGAAAGAUGGGUGUUCCAUACGCCAUUGUCAAGGGAAAGGCCAGAUUGGGAACUCUUAUCCACCAAAAGACCUCGACAGUUGCCGCUUUGGUCGAUGUCAAGCCUGAAGAUGAGCCUACAUUGGCCAAACUCGUCUCCACGAUUAAUCCUCAAUUUAUUGAUGUGUAUGAUAACAAUAAGAGACAUUGGGGAGGAGGUGUUUUGGGCUCUAAGCACAAUGAGAGAUUUGCCAAGAAGGCUAAAGCUGCUGCAAGAGAGGCCGCUGCUAAUAAGGAGUAA
Brettanomyces bruxellensis is the source of this 798-nucleotide messenger RNA. RefSeq names its product 60S ribosomal protein L8B. Gene Ontology annotation, biological process: ribosome biogenesis. Gene Ontology annotation, cellular component: ribonucleoprotein complex. Lineage: Eukaryota; Fungi; Ascomycota; Pichiomycetes; Pichiales; Pichiaceae. The record is from RefSeq and is a predicted model, not a curated record. The transcript has a single exon. The coding region runs from base 1 to 798 and encodes 265 amino acids.